UGAGGAGCAAAACUUAAGGAUCACUGAACCAGCUGGUAUAGUCGGUGUUUGAUGUUUCGCUCAGGCAGUUGAGAGCUCCUCCUCUAGGGCGAGAAGUGUGGUAGGCAGCGCUUCGACUGAAAAUGGCCACUGUUAUUCCGGACGACGUGCAGUCUUUUAAAGCAGCGUUCGAAGUUUUCGACCAUGACAAAACCGGAGAAAUAAGUUACGUAGAUUUUCCAAACGCAGUUCGAGCCAUCGGCUUCAACCCGACGAACAACCAAGUGGUCGAGGUGCUCAAAGCUGCCAACAAGGGCGAAAAAGAUAAAAUUAAUUUUGACGAAUUUGUAGACAUGUUAGGGAAGUUUAACGAAUGCAGGAAGGAGGACGCCGAGGAAUCACUCCGCGAAGCAUUCAAGAAGUUCGACCGUGACGGUAACGGCUACAUAUCCCCGGAUGAAUUACUGUACGUUGUAUGUAACAGCGGCGAGAAGCUGAGUAGAGAAGAGGCAGAGGAACUCAUCGGUAUGUUUGACAAAAACGAUGACGGCCAGUUGUCUUGGGAAGAAUUUGUGGAAUUCUUUAAAUGCGACAGAGAAGCUACAGAAGGUAACGUGACCAUCCCGGAAGAAUCUUCCCAAGAAGAACCACAGCUCAUUUAGAGUUGUCAGAUUUAAGGUUUUGUACCACAACAGUCACAGUUAGUCACACAACACUUGCGAUCACGCUGGUCAACUUCGCAAAAAAGGAUCAAGUAGUGACUGUUUCGAAAUCACAGAUAUUUAUUUCAGAAUGACUCCGCAGAUAUCCUCAUGACCGAUGGUGAAAUUUCAAAUUAUUUCAAGCUUUAACACAGUUAUAAUUUACGUGACAGAUCUCAUGCAUGAAUUGAAGUUCCUUCAAUUCCUCAGUGGCUUCAAAACCUUAUCACACCGAAAAGAUUUCUCUUUUCAGGGAAGUUUUUUGAUUUGUACAUAGCUUGUAACAUGACCCAUUGGGUUGACCGCCUCCUGUUCAUGUACGUAUACUUUAAGAGCAACUUCACAGUGAAAAUCUGCACCUUUUUCAAUUUGAUAUUAUAUAAAGAGUUGAGCUAUCUAUUUUCGGACAGACUUGAAAACUGCAGCAACUUGUCUGAGCGUUCCCAGCGAUUUGUUAUCCCAGUGUAAAAUGAAAAGAAACAACAAGCUUUAUCACAUCUUUCUUGCAUAUCGUUCUUGCAAGUGAUGAGAACUUUCCAACAAUCCUUCCCAAAUGGUCAUGCAGUGAAGCGUUAUUUGCCAAAAUUUAGUUUAUGGAGGUUGCAUAACAAUGGCUUCUCUCUCACCACAAUGAAACAAACCUCCAAGCCCUGAAUUUCCAGCCAUGUUAACUUAAACUACCCUUUACUUCACGCGAAUAACUGCACGAUUAACGCAUACGGGGUUAACUUACUGCACGCUUGACAGCGCGCAAAUAGCUGAACGUUAGCAAGUCCACGCUUGACAGCACGCCAAUAACCGCAGACCUUACUGUGCACAUGACUGCGAGCGCUACACGCUUAAGUGCCCUGGAGCUGCUUAGCUACUUACUAAACUGCACGCUGCAAUGUCACCCGCCUGUCACCGGUCAUACAAUUUAAAUACAAACAAACUAAGUAAAAAACAAACUUCUAAGCUAUGAAAGAGUACCUAUGUAAGAGAAAAUCCUAAACAUCGAUAGAAGACUUGCUGCUUAAAUCCGAUUUGAAAGGAAUCAACACCGGUUCGACUUCUUCCUUAAUAAAUUUGGACACCUGCAGGGAAAAUGGGAUAAAGUGUAAGUUCGGCGCAAUUGAUUCUGGGUAAUCAGGCUCAGCCAUAAAGUUGAUCAAUGGGUUGUCAGUCGAUUGGGAGUCCAAAGAAUCAAAAAUCAUCUGAGCUCUGUGAUUGGUCCCCAAAAUGCCCCGUUAAUUUACGAUCAUUUCCGUGUCGCUCUUAGUAAACCUUCAUAUCACACAGAAAAUAAUGUUAAUGUCAAAUCAAGGAAUGACUUUCAUGACUCGCUUUUAAAACGAGGCUGAGGGGAACCUAAGACAUGAACGACAACUCAAUCGAUCGUUUGAAAGACUACACCAAAUAGUGACCUAUUAAAUCAUAUUUUCCUUCGCCUAAGCCCAGCGCAUUUGUAAGCAACAGCAUCCAAUCAGCUCAAAUAUGCUUGGAUAAUUGUAGCGGAAGUUUUCUGUUCAGAGAAGCAAACUGACAGCUUUCCAAGAUUUUCGAGGGCAGACCGACAGUUUUGGCAACGGAUAUUGCCCAGCUGUAUUCAAGGCAUAUUCCGUUACGUUCAGAACAAUCGUGGUCGAACCAUAACAUUUGGAGAACUGUAACUCUUAUAAGUCUACCCUAUUGUUUACCUCACCUUUAUUGGCAACUAUUCUAUGACAAUCAAUUUGUAAUAGCUUGAUUUUUUAAUCACAAAGGCAUAUAUUUUCUUAACUUAAAUUCUGUGCAAGGGCUGGGACUUUAUAGGCACUUGAACUUCUCAUUUCACAUAUCAUUGCAAGGCAUAUCAAGAGAAGGAAAAAAUAGAAUGCAAAAAAAACGUGUAUCGAAUGACUUUCAGCAGGGUGGAUUACUGUUUUCCCCUUUUUCCCCUCAUAGCUUUAUACUUCUUAAUUCCACUCCUUCAAAAACAAGGCUUUUCUAACCUGCUGGGGUGCACGCCCCACAAACGUACUAGCAUCCAAGAUGGCGUCCAGCUGAUUGUGAAUUGGAGCAAAGUAUUCACAUUUCCUGAUCCUGUCAACCAAAUCAUUGUCACCACCUUGCUCCUUGACAACCGCCCCAGACUCCUGGGACAGAACGCGGAUCUUCUCGUGACACUCCUGUCAGAUGCAAAAGUAAAGAGAAUCUUUAUUUUAGAUUGAAAGCAGGCUUCUUAAAAAAAGUUAGAAUGGAAAAAAGUUAUGCACGUUAUGCACGUCAUAAAAUCUCUUGUGAUAAGAGAAUAAGUUUUUGUUUACAAC
Molecule: messenger RNA, 2968 nt
Organism: Pocillopora verrucosa
Lineage: Eukaryota; Metazoa; Cnidaria; Anthozoa; Scleractinia; Pocilloporidae
Cellular component (GO): myosin II complex
Molecular function (GO): calcium ion binding
Source: RefSeq, a predicted model, not a curated record